Molecule: messenger RNA, 1120 nt
Organism: Ilyonectria robusta
Lineage: Eukaryota; Fungi; Ascomycota; Sordariomycetes; Hypocreales; Nectriaceae
Exons: 1
Coding region: 1-1041 (346 amino acids)
Source: RefSeq, a predicted model, not a curated record
AUGAAACUGGGCAGAGCUUUUGUGUUCCUCGGCAUAUUUUUGGCAUUCUCUGCAUGCUUUUUGCUGCUCCGGCAGAGUUUCAGGUUGCGCAAAAGAGAGGUUUUACUCGCCUACGCAUCAUCAUGCUUUGACACUCUCACACUGAACUCUGCCAAGCUCGACCCUGCCCCCAGAGCACACUCCGUCACAGUAAUUGUUGCAGCUGUAUCAACCGACGACUCGACCGAGCUACAACGACAGAGUGGGCUUCGGACGGGCGACUCGCAAAUCGUCUACGUUGCCGACCAACCUUCCUCUCAAAAUGCUGUUGGUCUGCCGCAGAAUAAGGGCAAUGAAGCCAUGGCGUACUUGACAUUCUUGAUCGAUCACUAUGAGAGCCUUCCCGAAGUCAUGGUGUUUAUGCACGGUCAUCGCACAACCUGGCAUAACAAUGCCCUUCUGCUCCGCAGCUCGCCUCUAACGGUGAACAAGUUGCACUCUGAGGCUGUCUUGCAGCGCGGCUUCGUCAACCUCGCCUGCGACAAGGCCUUACAGAGAACGAUUGAGCCGAUGCCCGGUGUUCUCGGACCGUCAGUACUAGACCUGACUCGGGAAGACUGGGAGGCUCAAGACACAGGCUCAAAGGUUUACACGCAAUCGCCAGAGCACUUGUAUAGGCGGUAUACUGAUCUCUGGCACGACAUCUUCCCAGAGCCACGGCAUGCUAUUCCACCCUCCGGGUGGAGCUAUUUUGCCGGAGGACAAUUUGCCCUGUCUCGCAGGCUUGUUAAGUCCAUUCCGCAAGAUCGACUACACUUCCUCCGAGACUGGAUCACAAAAACUAGCCUCUCAAGCAGAUCUUCUGGUGCGGUUUUCGAAACACUCUGGGAGGCUAUUUUCUUCGAUGGUCAAGUUACAAAUACCUCAUCCUCCGCCACUGGUAUAGAGUGUUACUGUGAUUUGUAUGGUCUAUGUCAGAGGGACGAGAGACUCCCAAUCGAGAGGAUAGACGUGUUACUCGACGCUGCGACGUUAAUGAUGGGACAUUUACUUGACAGUUGAUGUGAUUGAACCAUUGGUCAGUGGCGAGUGGGGUACUGUAUCUAAGAUUGCAAUUGCGAUUGCAACGAUAAAAAGAAUC